AUGAAGAGUCUCCCCAGAACUCCAUUCAAAGGCAUUUCAGACGAUAUUCGAGGACGAGUAUCUUGCUACAAGCAGGAUUGGAUUGCUGGAAUUAGAUCCGGAAUAGGGAUAUUAGCUCCAACUACCUACAUAUUUUUUGCAUCUGCUCUUCCAGUGAUUGCUUUUGGAGAACAAUUGAGCAGAGAAACAGAUGGGAGCCUCAGCACUGUGGAAACUUUAGCUUCUACAGCAAUUUGUGGUAUCAUUCACUCGAUACUCGGGGGGCAACCACUUAUGAUACUAGGAGUUGCAGAACCUACUAUUAUUAUGUACAGUUACUUGUACAAGUUUGCUAAAGGGAGAGAAGAUUUAGGACAGACCCUUUACUUGGCUUGGGCCGGAUGGGUUUGUGUCUGGACAGCUCUCAUGUUAUUUCUUCUAGCAAUAUUCAAUGCAUGUUCUAUCAUAAGUAAAUUUACAAGGAUUGCUGGGGAAACUUUUGGAAUGCUUAUCGCGGUACUUUUCAUUCAAGAGGCAAUUAAGGGAUUGGUAAGUGAGUUCAGCAUUCCUAAAGCUGAGGACCCAAGUUCGGAGAAAUAUCAAUUCCAUUGGCUUUACACGAACGGACUACUUGGAAUCAUAUUCACCUUUGGUCUUCUCUACACAGCCUUAAAGAGCAGGAAAGCAAGGUCAUGGUGGUACGGCACAGGCUGGAUUAGAAGCUUCAUCGCCGACUAUGGAGUUCCUUUAAUGGUUCUCAUGUGGUCAGCUCUCUCAUUUAUCGUGCCAAGCAAUGUUCCAUCUGGAGUUCCUAGAACUCUCUAUAGUCCCCUUCCUUGGGAGUCUGCAUCUUUAUAUCACUGGACUGUAAUUAAGGACAUGGUGAAGGUUCCUCCAGUAUACAUAUUUGCUGCCAUAAUACCAGCUGUGAUGAUAGCCGGACUCUAUUUCUUCGAUCACAGUGUUGCUUCGCAAAUGGCACAACAAAAAGAGUUCAAUUUAAAGAAUCCUUCUGCUUAUCAUUACGAUAUAUUACUCUUGGGAUUUAUGACUUUGCUUUGUGGUUUACUAGGAUUGCCUCCUUCAAAUGGUGUCCUGCCACAGUCCCCAAUGCAUACUAAAAGUUUGGCUAUUCUUAAGAAACAGCUUAUCCGGAAGAAGAUGGUUGAAAGUGCGAAGGAGAGUAUCAGGCGAAAAGCUAGCAAUUCUGAAAUCUAUGGCAAUAUGCAAGCUGUAUUUAUAGAGAUAGAUAGUUCUCCUAUUAGUGCAGUAGCUAAAGAGUUGGAACAUUUGAAAGAGGCAAUAAUGAAAGGUGAAAGUGAAAAUGCAAAUGGCGAAAAGUCUAAUGGUAUAUUUGAUCCUGAGAAGUACAUUGAUGCUUACUUGCCGGUUCGAGUAAAUGAACAAAGAGUCAGCAAUCUAUUGCAGUCACUACUGGUAGCAGCAUCAGUAGGUGCUAUGCCAGUGAUAAAAAAGAUACCAACUUCAGUUCUUUGGGGAUAUUUCGCCUACAUGGCUAUUGACAGCCUUCCAGGAAAUCAACUGUGGGAAAGAACACUGCUUCUAUUUGUCUCCCCUGGCAGGAGAUUUAAGGUCCUUGAAGGGGUUCAUGCAUCUUUUGUGGAAUCAGUACCAUUCAGAUACAUUGCAAUCUUCACAAUAUUCCAAUUUGUGUACCUACUUUUUGUCUUUGGAGUUACUUGGAUUCCUAUAGCUGGCAUUCUCUUCCCCUUGCCAUUUAUUCUCCUCAUAAGCAUAAGACAACAUUUGCUUCCCAAAUUGUUACACCCUCGUCAUUUACAAGAGCUUGAUGCAGCCGAGUAUGAGGAAAUAGCUGGUGCUCCACAACGCGCACUUAGCAUCUCUUUCAGGGAAACGGAGACAACUCUUCCUAGAACUGAAGGCGAGAUAGAAAUUUGUGAUGCUGAGAUUUUGGAUGAACUUACAACAAGCAGAGGAGAGUUUAAAGUCCGGACUGUCAGCUUUAGUGAGGAUAAGCGCCCACAGGUUAUUCAUCCAACUGCAGACACAGAAUCUGAAUGAACAAAUUACAUGGCUCUAGAGUGUAUUGAAUCUUGAGUUGGUA
Molecule: messenger RNA, 2065 nt
Organism: Solanum verrucosum
Lineage: Eukaryota; Viridiplantae; Streptophyta; Magnoliopsida; Solanales; Solanaceae
Product: boron transporter 4
Exons: 13
Coding region: 1-2022 (673 amino acids)
Biological process (GO): monoatomic ion homeostasis; monoatomic anion transport; transmembrane transport
Cellular component (GO): plasma membrane
Molecular function (GO): solute:inorganic anion antiporter activity
Source: RefSeq, a predicted model, not a curated record